Myiozetetes cayanensis is the source of this 7131-nucleotide messenger RNA. It is a transcript of the gene GALNT9, whose product is annotated as polypeptide N-acetylgalactosaminyltransferase 9. Gene Ontology annotation, cellular component: Golgi apparatus. The record is from RefSeq and is a predicted model, not a curated record. Lineage: Eukaryota; Metazoa; Chordata; Aves; Passeriformes; Tyrannidae.
GGGAGCGGCGCGGCGGUGCUGAAGGACAGCUCCGCUCUGCUCCCCUCGGCUCCGCUCCGCUCCCCCUGCCGCUCCCCCCGGCUCCGCUCCCCCGCCAAGCCGGGUGGCCUCGGGGGCCGCCGGGCGCCGCGCCUGGAUGCGCCCCCGGCCACCGCGCCGGCGGCUCCCAUGGCGGUGGCACGGAAAAUCAAAACUUUGUUGACGGUGAACAUCUUGGUCUUCGUGGGCAUCAUCCUCUUCUCCGUCUACUGCAGGAUCCAGGACCGCUCCCAGGAGCUGGUGCAGAUCGUCCGGAGCGCGGACCGCCGGGCCAGGAGCCGCGGCGCCAAGGUUGGCAGCCUGGCCGACAGGGAGUCCAUCCUGCAGCGCCUGGACCACCUGGAGGAGGUGGUCUACAACCAGCUCAAUGGUCUGGCAAAGCCCAUGGGAUUAGUUGAAGGUCCAGGGGUGGGCCAGGGGGGAAUGGCUGCUACCCUCAGAGAUGAUAGCCACGAGUCAGAGACUAAAUAUGAAGAAUACGGUUACAACGCCCAGCUCAGUGACAGGAUAUCACUGGACAGGUCCAUCCCUGACUACAGACCAAAAAAGUGCAAGCAGAUGACCUACCCCGAUGACCUGCCCCAGAUCUCCGUGGUGUUCAUCUUCGUGAACGAGGCGCUCUCGGUCAUCCUGCGCUCGGUGCACAGCGUUGUCAACCACACCCCCUCCCACCUGCUCAAGGAGAUCAUUCUGGUGGAUGACAACAGUGACAAUGUUGAGCUAAAAUUUAAUCUGGACCAGUAUGUCAAUAAAAGAUACCCCGGUCUGGUGAAAAUAGUGCGCAAUAACAAGCGGGAAGGACUGAUCCGAGCCAGGAUCCAGGGCUGGAAAGCAGCAACCUCUCCUGUUGUCGGCUUCUUUGAUGCCCACGUGGAGUUCAACAUUGGCUGGGUGGAACCCGCGCUUACCCGGAUCAAAGAGGACCGAAAGCGGAUCAUCCUGCCGGCCAUCGACAACAUCAAGUACAACACCUUUGAAGUGCAGCAAUACGCCAACGCAGCCCACGGCUACAACUGGGGGCUCUGGUGCAUGUACAUAAUCCCACCCCAGGACUGGCUCGAUAAGGGGGAUGAGUCAGCUCCCAUCAGGACACCAGCCAUGAUUGGAUGCUCCUUCGUGGUGGACCGAGAGUAUUUUGGUGAGAUUGGUUUGCUUGACCCUGGUAUGGAGGUCUAUGGAGGGGAAAACAUCGAGUUAGGCAUGAGGGUGUGGCAGUGUGGAGGGAGCAUGGAGGUGCUGCCCUGCUCUCGUGUGGCGCACAUCGAGCGCACCAAGAAGCCCUACAACAACGACAUCGACUACUAUGCAAAGCGCAACGCCCUGCGCGCCGCCGAGGUCUGGAUGGACGACUUCAAGUCGCACGUUUACAUGGCCUGGAACAUCCCCAUGGCGAACCCUGGAGUUGACUUUGGAGACGUUUCUGAAAGGAUUGCUCUGCGACAGCGACUGCAGUGCCGGAGCUUUAAGUGGUACUUGGAGAACGUGUACCCUGAAAUGAGGGUUUAUAAUAACACAGUCACUUAUGGAGAGGUGCGGAACAGCAAAGCCAGUGGCUACUGCUUGGACCAGGGAGCCGAGGAGGAUGACAAAGCAAUCCUGUAUCCAUGCCAUGGGAUGUCCUCUCAGCUCGUCCGCUACAGCUCCGAGGGGGUCCUGCAGCUGGGGCCUCUGGGCUCCACCGCCUUCCUGCCCGACUCCAAAUGCCUGGUUGACGAUGGGAAGGGCAGGACACCCACCCUGAAGAAGUGUGAAGAUGUCCUGAGGCCAGCACAGAGGUUCUGGGAUUUCACACAGAAUGGUCCAAUCAUCAGCAGAGACACUGGCCGUUGUCUAGAGGUGGAAAUGUCGAAGGAUGCCAACUUUGGGCUCAGAUUGGUUGUCCAGAGGUGCUCGGGGCAGAAAUGGAUGAUCAGGAACUGGAUAAAACACGGCAGGCACUGACUGCUGGGGCUGGGCUGCCCCUCCUGCUGUCGUCCAUUGCUCAGUGUGCCACACCUUGCAAGGCAUUUGUCUUAAAGCAGAUUACUUUGGACAGGUCUCGGCUCCCAAGAGUCCUCCUUAGUCGGGCAUUCAAAGGGAAGAAAGAAGGAGAACAAAAAGCAGACACAUACACGCCCUGUUUGACUCUUCCUUGCUCCAGUAGAUGACGUGGGAAGCUUAACAAGAGUUUUCUGUUGAUUUGGAAAUCUUGUGAAGAUCAGAACACGACAGGAGAGCGGAUUCCUUAAGCUCUCCUCGAGGAAUUAAGAGACAGACCUUUCUGUGAUGAGUUCAAAGGAGAGAUCCCAAUACUGCCUCAUAAAGAGAGUUCUCUGAUGGGUAGCUUUUUAGCUUUAAGUUUUUGACUGGUGCACAACUCCUAUGGUGAAUAAUCAUGUGCCUUUUUUAUUGUACUUCGUAUAAAAGAGGACUGGAAAAAUCCUACCUUUUCAGCAUGUCUGGUUCGUUGUACUAAACAAGAAGAUCUGUAAAUAACACUGGAAAUAUAAUAUACUCUAUGAUACAUUUCGAGGUUGAUUGUUUAGGAGUCUCUGUUUCUAGAGAGAGGCUGUUCCGCAAAUGUUUACAGGUGGUUCUCAACCUUCAAGCUGCUGAAAAGCAGCAUUUUAGAGACCUCUUCUAGAUAGACACAGGUAAAUGUUGAAUAGGUAAAAUAGCCACAUGCUCUGUUAUAUUGCCACACUUUUCCAUUUGUUGGCUGUGAAGGCAUCACAAAUAGCACUUGCAUAUUUAACUCUUUGGAGGCACUGAAUGUCCUGCUGGAGGGGUGGAUUUCGAGAGGCCUCAGUUGACCCCCAGGCCCUGAGUGGGUGAGUGUGAGGUUCCCUUCCUGCCAUGCUGUGCAUGCAGGUGCCCUGCUGAGCUGUUCCAGGAGCUGCCAGGAAGCUGGAUGCCCUCGGUACUUCUGCAGAUGAGUUGAGUGGCUUCGGUGCCACCUGUGGGAUUUAAAAACCUGAAUCUUCCGUGUUGUCGCCCGUGCUGUGAAAAUGUCAGAUGUGAGCAAACACGCCUUGUGAGCACUGUCCAGACAAGGUUCCUGAGCAAGCCAGCAAAGGCUUCCCAGCAUUUGAGAAACAAACAUGAACAGAGCGAUGAGAAGGCAAAUUAGAGCAAGAGGGAGGGAGAGCACAUAUAAAUACUGUUACUCUGAAACAGGAAUGUUUUACUGGAGCUGACCCAUUGACAGCAUCCUGGUGAACCUGAACUCAAUAAUGUGUCCAGUGGUUCAUGCAGGAUGUGUGCACAGGUGGACAGAGCAGUGACAGGGUCUCGCCUGUCAGGGUUGAUGGCCACUGUCGACAUCAGCGGGUUUUGGGUGUGGGUCCGUGCCGGGCAGAUUUUUCAGUACAGGUUUUUCAGUACAGGUUUUUCAGUACAGGUUUUUCAGUACAGGUUUUUCAGUGCAGCAAAUUCAGUCACACGUGAAGGAGAGACGCAGAUGGGAUCUGUUAAUUUCACCGUUUAAUAUUUUAUAGGACUUUAAAACCAAAAUUGCUUUGUUUUCCUCAGCCAGGUGAUUGCAGUCACUGCGGUGCCGUGAGUCUUGGUGAUCUGUUCCUUCAAGAGCUUCUGCCGUUCCUAUUUCAAGGCAUGCUGAACAAAAAUCGAAUGGAAACAAAGUUAAUUUUUCAAGGGCAUGAUAUGUAAUAAAAUAUUUACUUUUAACAUGCAAAAUCCAUCAGUUCUUGUCAACUCUUGGUUAGUGUUUGGAAAGCAUGUCAUUAUAUUUUUGCCCUGAUUUUAUUUCUGAAGCAGAGUGUGGAAAAUGCAACACAAAGCCAGCUCUCCUGGAGUUUAUUUGUGGCUAAUUGCUGAUCUUUAUUUAUGUCAUGUGGGCCUGGUUACGCAUGGAUAUUUACAAAAGAAUAAUUCUGGGUGAGAUUCUAGAUACAAAAAUGCUUCAAAUUCCGUGUUUACAGUUAGAUGCACACAACCUUUUGGACAGUGUAAUAAGACCUGCAGGGAGAACAGCAUCUUUAAUAAAUCAAGGAAUACAGUAUAAAAUCACGGACAAUCUCUGUAUUCAAGCCUUCCUGCAGGUCUGAGCCAGGUAGGAAGCUUCAGGCUAAAUAUAGAUUGGGAACAGCUGCCCUGCAUUUAACCUCCUUAUGUUAACUGUUAGACCAUUUAAAAUUGCAGUUACCAUCUAUGGAGCAGCUGUUGAAAGCUUUGUACAGCAGUGUGUUUGCAAGUGACUUCUCAUCUUCUAUCCAGAUACAGAUUCCCCAUUUUAAAUUACAUUAAAGCUGUUUUCUGCUUUUGUUUGCUCUGGUGGAGCUUUACUCCUUGAGGGAGGUGAGAAGGCAAAAGAAGGGGAAGAUGAUUUUACCAGGUGAGCUUUCUGGGGAGUAACAGGCCAUUCACACCAUUUUCAGUCUUUCCAGUGAGCAAGAGCCAACUGUUUUACGUGAACAAGGCUGGAAGUUGAAAGUAAUUAUAUAUCAAUGUGACUUGUAAAUGCCUAACUCUUAAAGGUGGAGUCGGCAUUUUCUGUGACUGUGCUUUUUUUUAAGAUCUGCUGAAAUAAUUUCUUAUAUUUGCAAAGCACAUCUGUUGGAUUAUUUUUACUUUAGUCUUUAUCUGUAUGAACCACUGCUUUGGCUGUGGUAUUAACAUGGUGACUCUGCAUGUGAGAGGGUCUUAAAUAUUCUCUCAUCAAAGGAAUAAUAAUAAAAAAAAAAAGCCUUGAGUAUUAUCUGUUUUAACUAAAGUCUAUGGUUCUUUUGUCAGUAUUUCACCCCUUAGUAUUAUCUGAAAUCCUGCUUAAUGUUGUGCAGAUUUUCAGUCCUGUAUUCCCACAGUGCAGCAGUUCUAGAUAUUGAAAAGUAUUUAAUGUAGUGCAAUAUGCCUUGUAGAGAAAAUUCAGAUCAAAGUCUUCAUUUGCUAUUUCGUUUGAUUUGGGAGAUUAUGGAGCUAAAUACUAGGUCACAGGACAGAAGAAUAGAAUGAGAGAAAGAACAUCAGGCCUAGCCCAUUGUUGUCAGAGGCAAAGCAGGAAAAAUAGACUUUUCUGAGCAUGUCAGGGUCCGUAAAAUUUAGCUGGAGUCCUGUGGUAAAACAAAAAAAACACCUUUCUCCAUUGAGAGCCGUAAACUAUUUUCCAAGAUGAAUUUAUUUUUGGCUUGAUUAAAGCUAUUUGUUCUUCAGCCAAAGUUUUCCUCUGGUCUUGCUGGCUCACUGGUUCCUGAGGAGCAAUAACCUCCAGUGGAAGCAACUAAGAGAAAAAGAACUGAAGAAGGUGUUUGGGGAGGACCCAGUGGAUUCCCUUGCAAUUGUUUGAGAGCUCUAUUGUGCUCACCCAUGAGAACUCUGCAGGGCUCCUCCUCAUCCAAAAAGCCAAGCUCAGGUUCCAUAGAAGUGAUCUAAAACCAACAUAUGGAAACAAAACAACAGAUCUUCAUACAUAUUUUGAAAGUGUUAGGCUAUCUCAUUCCAAUGAAUAACUUGGAGCUCAGUGUGUCUGAAGAUGAGGCUUUCACAGGCCUUUGUUUACGUUCCUCUUCAUCAGCCUGUUCCUUUUUAAAAGCUGUGGUCUAGUAGAUGAAAAUCUCCCUUGCCAUGUGACAGGGGGUGUAAUCUGUCUGACACAGGACAGCUGCAAUUUUAAGUACUUAAGCCAGAGCUAAUAAGAUUUAAUGAAAUAGCACCAGCCCUAAUCUGCUCUUUAGAUCAAUUACACAGCAUGUAAUUCCUUCAGUCUCCGGUAUUCAUUUGAAAUGCUUCAUUAACAGGCAUGCAGAAGGGCAUUAUGGCCUGGGUAGGGAUCCAGUGAGUUGGGUUGUAAGAAGAACUUUAGCAGAAGUUGUAGUUCGGAGGCAGUUUGGCACAUUAUCAUCCAGUUAGGACACAAAUACCUUUGGUUUCUCGUGCAAGGCUUGAGCAGGAAGAACAACUGCCAGAAUUCCCUUGAUUGAAGGUGUUUCUAACAAUGGUGUUCCAUUUCUGACUGCUGCUGUUUUGAGUGCCUGCUUCUUAGUGCUGAUCAAAGUGCUUGGGAGAGGUCAUGCCACAGAUCAAAGAUGGUAUUGCAGUUUAGAAGGUCUGGCUAACAGGCUGGACAGAAACCAGGGAAUGAUCAGGUCUUCCCAUGUCUCUAGAUCUGCAUGUCUCUGCAGUAAACUUAGUACCAUGUUCAGCUUGGGAAGAAUCCCAAACCUAAUAAAUGUUUGUGUUGGAAGAGCAGCUCGAGAGACCAGUCAUAGAAUUUGAUAUUCUUUUUCAGUGUGUGACGUGAAGGGACUUAAGGUGAGAGCUCUAAUUACUGAAUACAUGGAAAAUACAUUAACUGGCACCACGGUCUGCUGAAGCACCACACAUUUAGAGCUUCCAUUGUGGUAACCAGGAUGUUCUGGAAACACUAAUGCUCUGAGUGUACUCUGCCAGAGGUGGAGUCUGCUCACCUAGGGAACUAAGGGAGCUCAAGGAAUAAAUACUGAAAUUAUAUGGUUAAUAAUUAUCAGUGAAUAUGGCUCAAAGUGCAUCGAGAUUUACGUCUUCUCCAAAAUGUAAUGAAUUGGUUUCAGAUACUUUCUAAACAAUCUCCUUGUCCCUAUAAAGAUGUGGGAUGCUUGUGCUGUGUGAAGAUUUCAGCUGUGUCUUUACAAUGCCCCAGCCAUCAGUGACAUUAGAAGGAGAGAUAUACAGUGACUUUAGCACAUUGUAAUGGUUUUACAAAUACUUUGACUUAUAUUACAAAAGCAUUAAUGACUUGUAACUAAAGAUAUUGAGCUGAGAGGUUGUCCUAAGUAAAAACAAUCUUUCUUUGUCCAAGAAUGCUUACUUCAAAACACCCGGUGAAGCAAUAUAUGGCAACCUGCUUUUGAAGAGCUUAAUUUCUGAAUCAAGAGCAUUCUUCAAAAACAUAUUAAAAGGACUGGUUACUUUUCAUAGCAUUACAGUUUCCUGUUGGCCACCAACAAGUGUUGUGCAGUUUUCAAACUCUUUGUAAUGUUUAAUUAAAAAAGGAAAAAAUAAUGCAGCAACUAGGAUGCAAGUUGUGACUGAGAAUAAUUUUUCAUUAUGUGGCACUCAUCAAAUCAAUUUGUAUUCACACUCGAGAAGUUAAUAAAUUACUAUGCAUUUUACUGCUGA